Messenger RNA from Megachile rotundata (alfalfa leafcutting bee), 993 nucleotides. It is a transcript of the gene Prosbeta2, whose product is annotated as Proteasome beta2 subunit. Gene Ontology annotation, molecular function: threonine-type endopeptidase activity. NCBI's taxonomy places the organism in Eukaryota, Metazoa, Arthropoda, Insecta, Hymenoptera, Megachilidae. Gene Ontology annotation, cellular component: cytoplasm; proteasome core complex. The record is from RefSeq and is a predicted model, not a curated record.
AGUGUAGAAAAUCUCGUUCAAUUUUGAUUAGUGUGCUCUUUUUGAUGGCGGUAUAAGUUUAGUUUUCAGUCAUGGCUUCUGCACUUGUUCCUGAAAUUCCCGCACCUGGAUUUUCCUUCGACUAUUGUCAAAGGAAUAAUCUGUUAGUGAAAAAUGGGUUUCCAGCACCCAAAGCAGUUAAAACAGGAACAACAAUUGCUGGAAUUAUUUACAAAGAUGGAGUUGUUCUUGGUGCUGACACAAGAGCAACCGAAGGUACCAUAGUUGCUGAUAAAAACUGCAGAAAAAUUCAUUACCUUGCUGAAAAUAUGUAUUGUUGCGGAGCAGGAACUGCAGCUGACACUGAAAUGACAACUCAGAUGAUAUUCAGUCAAUUGGAGUUACAUCGUUUAAAUACUGGACGCAUAGUACCAGUGUGUACCGCAAAUGCAAUGCUUAAACAAUUACUGUUUCGUUAUCAAGGCUAUAUUGGAGCAGCUUUAAUAUUAGGAGGUGUCGAUUUAGAUGGACCACAUUUAUAUUCUAUUUUCCCUCAUGGCUCUUCAGACAAACACAUGUACACUACCAUGGGUUCCGGAUCAUUAGCUGCAAUGGCUGUAUUUGAAAGUAGAUGGAAGCCUGGCAUGGAGGAAGAGGAAGCUAAAGAAUUAGUCGCAGACGCUAUUCGUGCCGGUGUAUUUAACGAUUUGGGUUCUGGUUCUAACGUAGAUCUGUGCGUAAUACGUAAAGGUACCGUCGACUUUUUACGCCCUUACGAUGUUGCCAACGUUAAGGGAGAGCGCAGUAUAUCUUAUCGAUACAAACGCGGUACCACUGCUAUACUCAAUAAAACAGUCCAUCCUAUAAUCAUCGAAGGAGAAACUGUUCGCAGAGUCGAGGCAGAACCGAUGGAUGUUUCCUCUUAAUAUAUUAUUUACUUGGAUUUAUAAAACUUUACUCUUAUAUUUCUUUCAAUGAAUAAAUUUAAUUCCAAACAAUAAAGUAUAAAGAUUA